This is a messenger RNA of Cynara cardunculus var. scolymus (artichoke), 1525 nucleotides long. Its product is annotated as serine carboxypeptidase-like 50. Lineage: Eukaryota; Viridiplantae; Streptophyta; Magnoliopsida; Asterales; Asteraceae. Gene Ontology annotation, biological process: proteolysis. The record is from RefSeq and is a predicted model, not a curated record. The transcript has a single exon. Gene Ontology annotation, molecular function: serine-type carboxypeptidase activity. Bases 1 to 1347 code for a protein of 448 amino acids.
AUGGAGUCAACGCCCUUCAACCUCCUCCUCUUCCUCACACUCCUCUUCCACCGACAUACGCACUCAUCCGCCUCUACGCUCCCCAAAGAAGCUCUCCCUACAAAAUCCGGCUACCUCCCGGUCAAUUCCACCACCGGCUCAGCCAUUUUUUAUGCGUUCUAUGAAGCCCAAAAUCCUGAUGACACUUCUCUUUCUCAAACCCCACUUGUCAUUUGGCUUCAAGGUGGACCUGGUUGCUCCUCCAUGACCGGGAAUUUCUACGAACUUGGUCCAUGGCGACUAACACCUUCUCUGAAGCAAAACGUCGAACACCUUGAGCUCCAACCUAAUCCCGGUUCUUGGAACCGAAUAUUUGGACUUCUUUUUCUUGAUAAUCCGAUUGGAACCGGCUUUAGUAUCGCUUCAACACCGGAAGAGAUCCCAACAGACCAAGAAUCUGUAGCAAGGCAUCUGUUCAUUGCGAUCAGGAAGUUUAUUGCUUUAGACCCGUCGUUUAGAUAUCGUCCAAUUUACAUUACAGGUGAGAGUUACGCUGGAAAGUACGUGCCAUCAAUUGGGUACUACAUUCUUAAAAGAAACCCCCUUUUACCCCUUUCAAAACGAGUCAAUUUACAUGGAUUGGCAAUUGGAAAUGGGUUAACCGAUCCCGAAACCCAAGUGGGCACUCAUGCUCUGCAAAGUUACUAUCAUGGUUUAAUCAAUGAAAAACAGAAAACCCAAUUGGAGAGGCUUCAAUUCGAGGCUAUUCAGUUAACAAAAGCUGGUAACUGGAGUGAUGCUACUGAUGCAAGAAACAAUGUGUUCAGUUUUCUACAAAACGCCACCGGUUUAGCUACUUUGUUUGACUUCAGGAGGUAUCGUCCUUAUGAUUCGAUUUGGGUAGAAGAGUUCUUGAAGAACCCAGAGGUUAAAAAGGCAUUGGGAGUGGAUGAAUCUAUGGUUUUUGAGAAGUGUAGUAAGGUGGUUGGGGCAGCAUUGCAUUCAGAUGUGAUGAAAAGUGUGAGGUUCAAGGUGGAGUACCUUGUUAAGAACACUAAGUUAUUGCUGUUUCAAGGGCAGUGUGAUUUGAGAGAUGGGGUGUUUGCUGCUGAAUCUUGGAUGAAGAAGAUGAAAUGGGAGGGGCUUCAGAAGUUUUUGGAUGCAGAAAGAGAUAUCUGGUAUGUGAAUGGUGGUCUUGCAGGUUACGUGCAAAAGUCAGAUAAUUUGAGCCAUGUGGUGGUGUUAGCGGCUGGGCAUUUUGUGUCAACCGAUCAGGCUGUGAAUGCUCAAGCCAUGAUUGAAGAUUGGAUUCUUGAUAGAAGUUUGUUUGCCAAUAAGUACAUUCAAAAUCUUUUCAUGGAUCUUUAAAACUGUUGUCGUACAGAAUGUGAAAGGCUUGGAAUGACGCUCUUGAUCUAAAUCUAUUCACUUGCUGACUAUUAAUCAUAUGCUUUGAUCUUUAGAGUUGUACGUUAUCGUCUUUUCUUGUAUUAUGAAUGAACACUUGUUCGAUUAAUGCUCAUGAGGUCAAUAUGGGUUUGAGUCU